AUGCACCUGAUUAUUGACGGCUUCGGCGGUGACGCCGAUAUGAUGUGGGACACGGAACGUUUGCGGUCAUUCCUCGACGAAUAUCCGUCCAAUUUGGGCAUGACCAAGAUCACCGUACCGGAAGUCCUGGAAUACCACGGGCCAAACCCCAGUGACGGUGGCAUAUCCGGUUUCGUUAUCAUUGCCGAAAGCCACAUCAGCGUACACACUUUCCCCCAUCGGGAUUACGUCAAUAUCGACGUCUUCUCCUGCAAGUCGUUCGACCACGAACAAGCCCUUGCCGACGCGCAAUCGCUGUUCAAUCUAACCCAGGUCAAAUCCUGGCUCCUCGACCGCGGCCUGGAGUGGCAGGACGCCGACCAGGGAAUCGUUGAAACCAGCCGCCAGCGCACUUUCCUGCAGGCUGCGGCAUCCGGUUCCCCUGUUGGCUGA
Molecule: messenger RNA, 432 nt
Organism: Geodia barretti
Lineage: Eukaryota; Metazoa; Porifera; Demospongiae; Tetractinellida; Geodiidae
Source: the annotation of a GenBank genome assembly